GUUGGAAGUCUCGUGGAUGGAUCGGAGUUGUGUGGGCUCAACGGACGCUGUCGCAUAUCUGGCACGUUUCAUGGCUUUAUCUAGAGGUUAUAGUUUCCUUCAGAUAGUCGCAGAGAGGACUGGAUUUGUUGCUCCUUGACUCAACCAUGCAAUAUACACCAGGCCCGUUUAUCGUCGCUUGCAUCAGUCCAAGUCGGAAACCGCACGCACCAAUUCAGAAUACUCCGACUCUCCAUCAUGCCCUCGACUAUCUCUGCUCUCCUCGAACCUCUCCAGUGAACCGUCCACGAUUUGCGUGGUCUUUUCAUCCAGCCUUCGAGGAGCGGUGAGGGCGCUCCAUGAGGAUUGAGGAGGCGGGUCCUAGAUUUCUUCUGCAGGUGCCGUAGUCGUUCAAAAAGCCUGCGAUGCC
This is a messenger RNA of Laetiporus sulphureus 93-53, 409 nucleotides long. RefSeq lists its product as uncharacterized. Lineage: Eukaryota; Fungi; Basidiomycota; Agaricomycetes; Polyporales; Laetiporaceae. The transcript is spliced from 3 exons. The coding region runs from base 147 to 329 and encodes 60 amino acids. The record is from RefSeq and is a predicted model, not a curated record.